Drosophila willistoni is the source of this 5431-nucleotide messenger RNA. RefSeq lists its product as uncharacterized. The record is from RefSeq and is a predicted model, not a curated record. Gene Ontology annotation, biological process: DNA integration. The coding region runs from base 116 to 5431 and encodes 1771 amino acids. The transcript has a single exon. NCBI's taxonomy places the organism in Eukaryota, Metazoa, Arthropoda, Insecta, Diptera, Drosophilidae. Gene Ontology annotation, molecular function: zinc ion binding; nucleic acid binding.
UUCAAAGCCAUGCAUGUGUAAAAAACCUUUAAGUAGUACAUGCACAAAUUGCAGGGGAUAAAUUCAUAGCACAAUAUAAUCGGAAACCAAUAGACUAAAACAAAUCCAAAGCAUCAUGAAUAAAGAUCAAGACAUUUGUAGUGCCUGUAACAAGAGUCGCCUAAACAGUAGUACCCAACAUUGGGUUCAAUGCGACAAUUGCCAGAAAUGGUACCACUUUCAAUGUGCUGGAGUCAAUAGCUCAAUAGCAGAGGCUGAAUGGAUUUGCAACAGCUGCCAACAAGCGCUGGACAACGUGGCAUCAACAAGCACUGGUCGUGACCCGUCAACAGGAGCGCCCAAUAUACCAAGUGCCAACAAAGCCACCGAACAACAUUGCCCCGAAUCUAACGCGGCAAAUACGUCUUAUCUCGGCAAACUAAACUUAGUCGAGCAAACUCAAUCGCCAAGCUCAAAUUAUUUGAUGUUGGCAAUGCUGGAGGAAAGGCGGGAAGCCGAAAAAAGAUACAUCGAGCAAAAAUACAACUUGCUUGCACAGCAGCAAGGAACGCAGGUAACGUGUUUCCAAUUAAAUGGACCUACUGCUUCUCAGCUAGCCGCAAGGCAAGUUUUACCUGCAGAUCUACCCAUCUUUAACGGAAAUCCAGAGGACUGGCCAAUCUUUAUUAGCAUGUACGAGAACAGCUGCCGUAUAGCGGGGUUUUCAAACGCCGAAAACAUGCUACGACUUCAGAAGAGCCUCAAAGGUAAAGCCUACGAACUAGUUCGUGAUAAGCUACUGCUGCCAAUACUGGUUCCUGAUGUUAUUAAUACGCUCAAGACAUUCUUCGGACGCCCGGAGCAAAUACUCGAUCGAUUGAUCGACAAAAUAAGAAAAAUAUACGUACACAAGGAUAAAUUAGAAUCCAUCGUUGAUUUCGCAAUGGCGGUGAGAAACGCAUGUGCAACCAUGGAAGCGUGCAAUUUAACCUCACAUUCAAAUAACCCGAUGCUUCUUCGAGAACUUAUCGACAAACUACCCACCCAGCAAAAGUUAAACUGGGCUAUGCAUCCACGUAACGAAUCCAUCCCGGUUAUAAAAUCAUUUAGCGAUUGGUUGUACAAAAUAGCUGAGGCCGCAGCCACUGUCAUGCCUGGCCAAAGCACUAAGGCCAAUAAUGUCAACACACACUCACAAGCACAUCAACAACCACAGGAAGGACCAAAUAAUCGAGAGAAUGGGUGGCAACAAAACUGUAAGCCGAAGCUACAAUGCGUGAAGUGUGCUUCCACGGAUCACCAGGUUGCUCUAUGUCAAAGCUUCAAGCGACUGUCGGUUGACGAUAGGCAACGAAUAAUAAACGAAGCCAAGGUAUGCUACAGGUGCCUCAAAAGUCACCGCCGUAAAUGCUUCUCUAAUCGUGACUGCGGAAUCGACAAUUGCAACUCAAAACAUCACCCGCUUCUUCACAAAGGCACAGGCAGAACCGAAGUUGUUACUGCUCAUCAUAAAGACAAUGUAGUGGAAGGACAAUUUUUUCGUGUUGUACCCAUCAAACUGUAUGGAGCCAAUGUAACCUUUAACACGUUCGCAUUUUUAGAUGAGGGCUCAUCAGUCACUCUCAUCGAUGAAAGCAUUUUGGACAAGCUGAAGAUCUCUUCAACGCCAGAGCCAAUUUGCCUGCAAUGGACCGGUGAAGAAACCAGAAACGAAGAGCACUCCGUUAAGACCCACCUACAAAUCUCGGAAGCGGGAACUGACAAAAAGCUAUGGCUCUACAACGUCCACUCAGUAAAGAAAUUAGGAUUGCCGAAACAAACCAUCAAUGUUGAAGAACUAUCCAAGCAAUAUCCUUAUUUGCGUGGUUUGCCGCUAAAGUCGUACCAAAACGGUACACCACUAAUUUUAAUCGGCAGCAACAAUUGGAAUCUAGCAAUACCCCGCAAAAUCCGCGAGGGCAGACGAAACGAACCCAUUGCUUCAAAGUGCACAUUAGGAUGGUGCAUCCAAGGAUCAACAAACUCAAGCAAACACGUAACAAUGCAUCAUUGCGAGUGCAAUUGGAGUGAAAUAGAUAAAGCCAUAAAGGAAAGUUUCACAAUGGAACCAAUCGUAUCUAGAGAAUUGCAAUCCAAAAACGAUAAAAGGGCGAAGGGCAUUCUCGAAGAUACCUGCAAAAAGGUCAAUGGUCGAUACGAAGUCGGCCUACUCUGGAAAGACGACACAGUCAUUUUACCCGAAAGCUAUACCGCAGCGCUGAAACGCCUCCAAUGCCUACGGGCCAAAAUUAAAAGAACGCCGGAACUGUUUGAUAAAAUUCAAUCACAAAUUGACAAUCUAUUAGAAAAAGGAUAUGCAUCGGAGCUCAGACCAGAAGAAAUAUCCGAUCGAAAGGAACGCGUCUGGUAUCUCCCAAUAUUUAUUGCUUUAAAUCCGAAUAAGCCAAACAAAAUACGACUAGUAUGGGAUGCCGCCGCCAAAAGUCAUGGAAAGUCGCUGAAUGAUUUUAUGCUUACUGGGCCUGAUUAUCUAAAUCCAUUGACUUCUGUCCUAAUGGCCUUCAGAGUAGGACGGAUUGCCGUGUGCGCAGAUAUAGCCGAGAUGUUUCAUCAAAUAAACAUUCAGGAAAGCGACAUGCACGUCCAGCGGUUCUUAUGGCUCAAUAAAAACGACCACACUCCAAGGAUCUUCGUUAUGCGCGCGAUGACAUUUGGAAUUAAUUGCGCACCUUGUAUUGCCCACUAUGUACGCGAUAAAAAUGCAGAGAAUUACCAAAUCAAAAAUCCACGAGCGUACGAAUCCAUUACAAAGGCCCACUACGUGGACGACCUCAUCGACAGUUUCAAAGAUGACCUUGAAGCCAUAACAGUUGCAUCAUCAGUUAGAGACAUACAUGCCGAUGGUGGAUUCCAAAUAAGAAAUUGGUGCUCAAACUCUGUAUCUGUUCUCCAAAAUCUAGGAGAACAGCAAAUAAAUCAACACCCCAAAGAAUUAGGGAACCCUGAAAAGGUCCUCGGUAUGUAUUGGGACCCAAAUAAUGACGUUUUUAAGUUUAUCUUCAGAUUUUCGAGAUUGAAACGAGACGUCCUAACCUAUGAGAUAGCACCAACGAAACGAGAGGUCUUACAAGUACUGAUGUCUAUAUUUGAUCCCCUCGUUCUAUUAUCGUGCUACACCGUAGGCCUUAAAAUGCUGCUUCAAAAAGUCUGGCGCACAGGAAUAGGAUGGGACGAAGAUUUACCCGAACAACUCCUCGAACAGUGGCGACAAUGGAAAGGUGUCCUACUACACGCCAGCAAUUUAGAAUUUCCGCGUCACUACUCUGCUCUGCUGUUAAACGAAAGCCAGGUAGACCUUCAUACCUUCGUAGACGCAAGCGAACAUGCCUACGCCGCAGUAAGCUAUCUUCGCAUUAAACAAGGUCAAAACAUAAGUACAGUGUUGGUAUCAGCCAAAUGUAAAGUAGCUCCACUCAAACCUGUAUCUAUACCUCGAAUGGAACUUUUGGCAGCCGUCAUGGGAGUAGGCCUAACAAUGCGUAUAAUGAGCACCCGAGGCCUAAGAAUCGAUUCCUGCACAUAUUGGUCCGAUUCUAAAACGGUCCUUAACUGGUUAACCAUGGACCCAAGAAGACUCCAGUCAUUCGUCAUGCAUAGAGUGGGCGAGAUAGUCGACAAAACCAGCCCAAACCAAUCGCGCUGGGUUAGCACAAAGGAAAACGUUGCAGACUUAGCCACAAAAAUUUUCAAAGUACCAGAUGCAUCUCGUUGGAUUAAAGGACCCGAUUUUCUAGGACUGUCUAGCGACAAGUGGCCAGAUCAAAAGGGAAUAUCUGAGAACGUCUCACAGGAAAUCGAAAUGCGUAAGAAUGUAUUCGUCAUAGUAAAGCUUAACCAUUUCGAUUUUGCAGUAGAAUACUUUUCUGACUGGAAGCGCCUAUAUCGAGCAGUGGCCAACGUCAUGCUGUACGCCCAAAAGUUACGCGCUAAGUGUUCGGGAAAGCCUCUACCACAAACCCUAAGCCCCGAAAAUAUACAAGCAGCAAAAUCUCUUUUAUGCAGACAGGCCCAAUUAGCGACGUACUCAAAUGAAAUCAAUUCGCUCAAAGACAAAUCAGUGGUGGACAAGUCAAGCUCAUUAAUUGCUUUAAAUGUUUACCUGGACUCAGAAGACACCAUCCGCAAGGGCAGGUCAGACAGUAUAACUUCUGACGGUGACGCAAUCGUAAUCCCAAGACACAGCAGAAUUGCCUUUUUAAUCGCAAAGGAUUAUCACGAAAAAUCUCACCAUAUAUUUCACGAGUGUACUAUCAACCUUAUUAGAAGCGUAUAUUAUAUACCACGCCUAAGAGUACUAUAUAAAAUCGUCCGAAAUGCAUGCCAACACUGCAAAAUAUCCACAGCGAAGCCUCAAGUGCCACAAAUGGCACCUAUACCGAUCGCCAGACUAGCUUCUUUUGAACGACCAUUCACAUAUACGGGAGUCGACUAUUUCGGCCCCAUACUAGUCAACGUUGGAAGACACAAAGAAAAGCGCUGGGGAGUCCUAUUUACGUGCCUAACACUAAGGGCAGUUCAUCUAGAGGUCGCCUACAAACUCGAUGUGAGCUCAUGUAUAAUGUGCCUAAAAAACUUCAUGGCACUACGUGGCACACCGAGAGAAAUCUUCUCCGACAACGGAACCAAUUUCAAAGCUACGGAAAAACUAGUUAAGGAGGAACUUGUGAAGAUUGACUUCGAUCAGAUCGCCGUUCACUAUGAAGCUAUAAAAUGGCGUUUUAACCCACCAGCCGCACCCCACAUGGGAGGAGCGUGGGAACGUUUGGUCCGGACUGUAAAAUCCGCCCUAAAGGCCAUUUGCCCCUCUAGCAACUUUAAUGACGAAACACUUCGAAGUGCCCUAAUGGAAGCCGAAUUUAUAAUUAAUUCCAGGCCUCUAACGUUUGUUUCUUUAGAUACAGGUGACGAUGAAGCGCUUACACCCAACCACUUGCUUCUGGGAUCAAAAGCGGGCUACAAACCAGUAUCAGGCAAUGUCGCCGACUUAAGGUUACGAUGGCAUCAAACGCAAUCGUUCGCUGAUCGCUUCUGGAAAAGAUGGGUGAAGUACACACCAACAUUAACUCGACGCAGCAAAUGGUUUACUAAGCGUCCACCAGUCGAUAUCGGAGAUGUAGUUAUUGUCGUGGACGAUAAUCUGCCGAGGAACCUGUGGCCAAAAGGCCGCAUAACCGAUGUCAUAACCGCCAAAGAUGGCCAAGUUCGCAGAGCCACCAUAUCGACACCAAACGGCGUCAUGAUACGCCCCGUUUCCAAAAUUGCUGUUCUAGACGUCGGAUUAAAGGAAAGUGAACAUCCUGAGGUCGUUCACGGGGGGGGGAAUGUUACCGCCGUCAUUACAAAUUUAAAUAUUAACCGUCAACCCGAAAAUACUGGGUUAUGGCAGCCCUGA